This is a messenger RNA of Ornithorhynchus anatinus (platypus), 8101 nucleotides long. RefSeq names its product pleckstrin homology domain containing A6 (gene PLEKHA6). The transcript is spliced from 27 exons. Lineage: Eukaryota; Metazoa; Chordata; Mammalia; Monotremata; Ornithorhynchidae. The record is from RefSeq and is a predicted model, not a curated record. Bases 587 to 4315 code for a protein of 1242 amino acids.
CAGCAGCGGCUUGGCCGCGGGAGGAGGUAGAGGCAGCAGCGAUGAGCCCAAAACGGCUUCAGCCUCCUUAACUCUUGAUCUUCCAGCAUCCCGAUGCUUCCCGGCUACAGCAGGGGCUCUCCUAUUGAAGGAGAGAAGGGGGUCGGGGCUUUUGUCCAGGGUGCCACUUGGCACCGGGCAUGUGCUGGGCAUUUACAAAGGCAGCCGAGGUCCCACUUUCGUCUUCUUCUGCCAGCCGGGCUGGGCUGAAGUUGUCUACCUGCGCUGUGUAUGUGUGUGAUAGAGUGAGUGAGUGUGUGUGUAUAAUGUGUGGCGCGCACCCUUCACCUCUUUCUCCUUGGAGACUCGGCCGGGAUGGUCUAUUUCCCUCCUCCUUUAGCAGCGAGGGUUCAGUUUGAAUCACGAGCCGGGUCAGUUAGAUUCUCCCUCUCCUGGUGCCCAGAGGGACGACCGGUCCUCUCCCUCCCCGACCUGGAGAAAAAAGCGAGGGAGCCCCCGGGCCCAGGUUGGCCGUGCUGGCCCCGGUAAGAGCCGGGGCCGACGGAACCGCGGAUGCUGUGGAGCCGGGGAGAACGCCGGCUGCAGGAUGCUGAAGUUCCGGGCGGAUCGGAGGGUCAGCCACAAUGAAAAACGGACCACGUUUCUCCAUCCUGUGACGGGCCAGAUCGCAGAGGAAAACAAAAGAUUUGACUUGAAGCACUCGUCUGUGGACAUGUCCAGCAAAACAGGCGGAAAGCGACCAGCCAAAGCCCCCAACGACACGCCCGGCCACAACAUGGUGUCGGAGACCCCCCCGGAGCGGCCCAGCGUGAAGGCCUCCUCACGCUCAUCUCGCAAGGCCAUUGCCUUUGGCAAGCGCUCCAACUCCAUGAAGCGCAACCCCAGUGCCGCUGUCAUGAAGGGCGGCUGGCUCUUCAAACAGGCCAGCUCUGGGGUGAAGCAGUGGAACAAGCGCUGGUUCGUCCUGGUGGACCGCUGCCUCUUCUACUAUAAAGAUGAGAAAGAAGAGAGUAUCCUAGGCAGCAUUCCGCUCCUGAGCUUCCGCGUGGCCGCUGUGCAGCCCUCAGACAACAUCAGCCGCAAGCACACGUUUAAGGUGACGGUGUGCUGGGUGGAGGAGCCGGGGGUCGAUCCGAUACAGCGCCUCUCCCCACAGGCCGAGCACGCCGGCGUCCGCACCUACUUCUUCAGCGCCGAGAGCCCCGAGGAGCAGGAGGCCUGGAUCCAGGCCAUGGGCGAGGCUGCCCGCGUCCAGAUCCCCCCGACCCAGCGGUCCACGCCCCAGGCCGUUCGCCCCGUACAUGAGAAGCAGGACUCGGAGAAUAUCCCGCCCCGCAAACAACAACAGCAGCAGCAGCAGAAGCAACCAGCCCGCAAUGGGGUCCCCAAGGCGGAGCCCGAGGCCAAGACCCGAGGGGAGGGGGAUGGGCGGGGCUGCGAGAAACUGGAGCCGAAGCCAGAGCAGCCGGAGCCCAAGAAGGAGCCGCUGGCGAAGGCCAACGGGGUCGCUGAGCGGGAAGCGGGCUCGGAGCCCGGGAGCCCCUACCCCGAGGGCCCGCGGGGCCCGGCCAGCGGGGAGAGGCUGGCCCAGUCCAAUGGCUGGCAGCAAUACGGCUCGCCCAGCCGACCCAGCAGUAUGGUCUUCCCACCCCAGGAUGGGGAGGGAGGGGUCCAGCGGAGAGGCCUCCCCGCCCGGCCCAACCUGGACAAGAUUGCCCAGCGCAAGAGCUGCAUGAGCCAGCUGCAGCAGUGGGUGAACCUGCGGCGAGGGGUGGCCCCGCCUGAGGACCUGCGCAGCCCCUCCAGGUUUUACCCACCGCCGGGCCGCCGGGGUCCCGACUGCUACGGCCCCUUCUCGCCGCCCUUUCCUGAGGAUUACCAGUACUACCCUCCCGGCGUGCGCCCGGACAGCAUCUGCUCGCUGCCCGCCUUCGAGCGGGUCAGCCCUUCCUGGGGGCUGGAGGACCGGCCCCACUCCAUCCUCAACGGGGGCGGCCCCCACUUCCAGAUGCGUCAGUGGAGGGAGGCGCCGGCCUUUGCGCGCCAAGACGGCCCGGUCUGGGUCACCAGUCCCACCCGGCAUUCCGGCUGCUACGACGAGGUGGACGCGGCCUCUGGCUCCCUGCGCCGGCUGUCCCUGCAGCCUCGGUCCCGCUCCGUGCCCCGCUCGCCCAGCCAGGGCUCCUACAGCCGCCCCCCCGGCUACUCCCCCGCCCGCUCCCCCAGCGCCCGCCUCGACCGCCUGCCUCCCCGCGGCGAGGAGAUCUACACCGACCCCUCAGCUUACAUGCUCAGGAGGUCUGUCAGCUCGCCCAAGUAUGACUAUCUGGGCGACCGGAGGCCUGUUCCUGCAGGAAUGUACCCCUACAACUAUCCGCCAUCCCCCACAGUCCACGACAAAAUGGAUGAACUUUUAGAUCUUCAGUUGCAAAGAAACCUAGAGUAUUUGGACCAGCAGAUGAGUGAGAGUGAAACUCUCAUCAGUAUGGUGAAUCGCAUGGUGGAGAGCUCCUCCCCCAGGGCCCAGCUGUUCAUGCAAGUCUCCCCUUACCCAGGCAUGUUCCGGGACGGCCUGCACUCCUACAAGAUGAGCGAGCAGGACACCGAUAAUCUGCUGGGCAAACUGUGUGAGCAGAACAAGGUGGUUAGGGAGCAGGAUCGCCUGGUACAGCAGCUCCGAGCUGAGAAGGAAAGCCUCGAGAGCGCCUUGAUGGGGACCCACCAGGAGCUGGAGAUGUUCGGCAGCCAGCCUGCCUACCCCGAGAAGCUGCUGCACAAGAAGGAGUCUCUGCAGAACCAGCUCAUCAACAUCCGCGGGGAGCUCUCCCAGGCCACCACGGCCCUGACCAACAGUACCCUAGAGUACGAAAACCUAGAGGGGGAAGUGUCUGCCUUACACGAUGACCUGUGGGAACAACUCAAUUUGGACAUCCAGAAUGAAGUGCUCAAUCGGCAAAUCCAGAAGGAGAUCUGGAGGAUCCAAGAUGUGAUGGAGGGGCUGAGGAAGACCAACCCGUCUCGGGGGACUGACACGGCGAAGCACAGAGGUCUGGGCCCCUCUGGCACCUACAGUUCCAACAGCCCAGCCAGCCCUCUGAGCUCUGCCAGUCUCACCAGCCCCCUGAGUCCCUUCUCACUCGUGUCAGGCUCCCAGGGGUCCCCUACCAAGCCGGGACCCCAUGAGGAACCCAGUCCACCUCGGCCUCCCCUCCCCAAAUCGUACGUCCCCCUGGAGUCUCCUCCGACGUUCCCCCCGCUCCCUGGCGAAAGCCGCCUGUGGCCCUACCCCGGCUCCCCUUCCUGGCACCACAGCAGCGAGGUGAUCAGGGGACAGGCAAAACUGAGCUCUGAGUCGGGCAAAGACUCUCAGCAGAUGCCCCCGCUGGGCGCCCCCAGGGACGUCAGCCUCACACCCACCUGGCAGGACCCAGAAGCUGUCAACAAAGUUGGCAUCGUGCCCCCCCGGACCAAGUCCCCCACGGAUGAGGGAACGGCGCUCCCGUCGGCCGUGGUGAGGCGGGGCGCCGGCGGCUUGGUCAACGGGCUCUUCUCCCGGGAACGGCCCAAGAGCGCGGUGUUCCCCAGUGAGGUCAAAGUCAAGAUGAGUCUGGAGGAGCAGAUUGCCCGCAUGAGGCGGCACCAGAGCGGCUCCAUGAAGGACAAGCGACGCAGCCUGCAGCUUCCCGCCGGGCCUCCGCCCGACCCUGCCGCCCGGCCUGCCUACAAAGUGCGAGGCUGUGCUGGGCCCCAGGUUCGCCGGCACCGUAGCAUACACGAAGUAGACAUCUCCAACCUGGAGGCGGCCCUGCGCUCCGAGGAACCUGGCGGGAGGACCUACGAGACGCCCCGUGAAGAGAUCGCUCGUCUGCGCAAGAUGGAGCUGGAGCCGCAACACUAUGACGUCGACAUCAACAAGGAGCUCUCCACUCCAGAUAAAGUGCUCAUCCCCGAGCGCUACAUUGAACUGGAACCGGACACCCCACUGAGCCCAGAGGAGGAGAAAGAGAAGCAGAAGAAGGUGGAAAGGAUCAAGACCCUGAUCGCCAAGUCCAGCAUGCAGAAUGUGGUCCCGGCCAGCGAGGGGGAGUCGGUGGACGUGCCCCAGGACUCAGAGAGCCAGCUGCAAGAACAGGAGAAGAGGAUCGAGAUCUCCUGCACGCUGGCCACGGAGGCCUCCCGACGGGGCCGCAUGCUGUCGGCUCAGUGCGCUACCCCCAGCCCGCCCACCUCCCCUGCCUCCCCGACUCCACCCGCCAACCCCCUCUCGUCGGAACCUUCCCGGGGUGCCGACGGCAGCCAUUUUAUGCGAGUCUGAGCUUGGACUACAAGCCCUGGCCGAGGCCAACGCCGGGCAGCUCCGUGGGUCCACGUUCUGAAUCCUCUCCGCCUUCCCGUCGCCCUCAGCGCUCUGGCUUCCCUCCCCCACAUCUGCCCCUCGCCCCCGCCGGGAAUGGCGACCAAGGUCAGGGGCCCAGGGAGGCUGGAUAUUGGCUCCUUUGGGAGGAGCGUGGAGAUCUAAUCACCUUCGGCUCCAACUGGGACCCCUGUGAUGCCUCCCAGCCCCACCAGGACACCGGCACCCCACCAUCCCCCAAGAGGGGCCUCAUUUGCUUCCACGCUCAUCAGGAAUUGCCAGCAAGGUCGUGGUCCCCACCGUCCCCCACUCCUGCAAUGUGGAGGGCAACAGGAGCCCGAACUGAAGCCACUCUGGCCAGGAGGAUGUCGACCUGGACAAAAGAAGAGAGGCCCCACCCUGGCCUUAGGACUCUGAUAGAGUCCUAGCUUGAAGCCAAGGGAGAUCCACACGGCUACUUCUUUCCACCUCCGUGCUCUCCUACGCCUUGAACGCAUCUUCACCCACGAUAACCUGGAAAGGGGAGAUCACUGGACCCGUAAGAGACUAGAUAGAGCUGGGUCCAGGCAGGGAGAGGGGACCUGAGGGGGCAGGGGGGCAAGAGGGGAAGAGGCAAACCAUCCUGCAAACUACUGAGGCCCAGCUAUGUGGUCCUGGAAGGCUGGGAGUACCAGUGAGCAUGGACAAAUAAGUCUGAGCACUGUCCGAGAACAGGUUGAGAGGGGAGAAGGAGAGGCAAGGACAGGGGUCUGGAAUUGGAAGAGGUCUGUGGAUGUCUCCAGGCCCAGCGGGAGCUGCCGGAAGUCCAUAGGCGGAAGUGGAAGGACCAGAAAGGAGCUGGAAGGUUUUUCAGAGCAGUUUGGCACAGGAAGAGGCACCAGUUGGUUUUUCACAGCUCAAAUGUCCAUUGUUUAAAUAGCCCUUUGGAGGUGUGGGUUGAGGGGAGAACAGGAAUGGAACCCUUGAGGCCUCCCAAGCCUCGGCCAAGGACCGCCCUUGGAGACUGACCCCUCUCCCAGUUCCAGAGAGACCCUCCUCCUCCUCUCUCUGGAAACUACCCCAAGAAAGAUGGCCUUUUCCUUGGGGCUGAGGGGAAGCUGAAGAGAGAGCUCCCCUCUCCCUGCCAUUUAGGGGCUAAUGUGGCAUUGACAUUCUCAGCAGCUGUGACGCUCCCAGUGGGGACCUGCCAGGGCCUAAGAGGUUAAGGACUGGGGCUGCCCCAGUGCCCACACUCUCUCCACUGGUUUCACCCCAUCGCUACCCAACUAGUUGGUAAGAUGUCUUAGCCAGGUUCCACCCUCCCCCAGCAGAAUGCAGUGAGAGAGGAAUUUUAUUGUCUCAGGCACCUGAGCCAAGGGCUCUCACCUGGGAACUCUCUGACCUUGCCUCCCCCCUACCUCUCCGCCACCCCUGCUGUCCGCCCUCAGCCCCGCACCAACGUGGAGACCCUAGAGGGGGAGAGCCAGGCACACUGGUAGACUCAAUUCUCUGCCUCCUUCCAUCAGUCAGAGGAGGGAAGAGGAAGAGAAGCGUAGCUUUCAGCUGCUUCCUGGCUCCGUGUCCGGGGAGUACGUAGUAGCUUAUCAUAUUUAGCAGCCUGAGGGUUACUAUGCUAGAAGUUGCCCCCAGCUCUGUGCUCUUAAUAACCACUGCAGUCACUACUGUAUCUUCCACCAUUCUGAAUACCAGCAGUAAUUAAGGCACUGGUGUUAAAAGCGCGGUCCACACGUGAGCAGAUAGUCUGAUGCCCGGGAGAGCUAAAGAUGAGAAUAAGCCACUCGAUCUCUUCGUGGGUCCCAGGCUUCAAUGCCUGGGGCUUUCUUGUCCCUCUUAUCCCUCAGCGAGUAAGGGUUUGGGAGAAGGAUCUGCAAGGAGAAAACCAGUUCUGGAAUGCUUGCUCCCAUGAGAUAGAAGGUUACACCCGGACGUCAUCCGGGGCGAAAGAACAAGCCUGUCCUCCCGGACCUGCCGCCCUGGGCCCCGGAGUUGCGAAGAAGGUAGCCGGUGACUUUAGAGCGCUCUUCCGAAGGGUGUCUAUGGGGCCCCACCCUUGCGGCAGCCCCUUUCCACCCUCCCCCAGCCGGACCUGUGGAGAGCUGUGCUGCCCCUUGGGUUUCUGUUAACCAAUUUCCAGGGACUUCUCCUUCGCCCCCCCACUUCUCCCUUCAAAAAACCCCCAUGCCACCAGGAAAUAACCAUCUGCCCCUCUACCCAGUUCUCACUCGGCCUCCGUUAUUUCAUAAAGCUGGUUCUUUAUGUUGUUCCACAUGCCUUAAUAUAUGUUUUAUGAAAAUGAUACAUAUUAUAUAGAUAUAUAGAUAUAUAUAUAUUUGUUUUGCCAUCUUAUUCUUUCCCAGAGAUCCUUCUUGGGCUCAUUUUAUCUCCCUCUAUCCAAGCCUUUUUGGAUCCCACGACGAAGUCAAACAGUUCCCCUGCCAGUUAAUUCCCCUUCCUCCCCCGCCCCGAAGGAGACAUAUCUCAAAAUAGAUCUAUUAUGCUUUUAUUAAAAGCAACUUUAUUUUCAAGAAUAAAACCUCAGUGGAAGGAGUUUGGGUCGUCUCAGGGGAGGCAGGUCAGGUGACCAUCGUGGCCGCCCCUCACCCUCCACUCUAUAGAAACGAGGACUGUAGAAGAAAGUCUGCCGUCGGCAGGGACCCCUCUCGGAGGGAUGCACCCCCCUCCCCACCAACCUGGGGGCUCACUGGGAUUUCCAAGCUGUCUCACAUGAUCAUUUUGACUCGCCCCCUCCAGCCACGGCCUCUAACUCUGGGAUCCCAACACGGACGCCUCUCUGCACGGGCCCUCGGGCCCGGGCUGCCAACAAUGCUCUACUUCCUGCUCCCGCUGCCACGCGGGGUCAGAGUCACCUCAGCGGGAGUGGAGCCCCUUGUCGCGGCCUCAGAGAUAAAGAGAAGGUGCAGCCACUUGGGCCUGGCCGACGAGGGCAAAGGCGUGACGUUGGGGCGUUCUCUGCCCCACCAGCCCGGCCCACGUACUGUUUAUCAGCAGGUCGGCUGGCGGGGACAGAGCUGGAACGGAGAGCGCCGGGAAGAGCAGCACAGCCCAAAGUCAUCCUGGGAGGAGUGUGUCGCCCCACCCUCCUCCUCCCCCCCCACGUACACACACACACACACACACACACGCCCACACGGGACCCACAGGGACUGUUCCACUCCCCGAUAGAUAACCGAGAGGCUAUGACCAAUUCCCGCUAGCGUCACUUUAAAGGUUUUCAAGGUUAGAGAUCGUGCCCACGCUCUCUCUAGGGCUGAGGCAGAGUUGCCCGCCUUGGGACGGGACUCUGGGAAGAAACUGGGUCUCCUUUCUAACAUGACACCUUCUGCCUGGCAGCUCUUGUAACUAGGACAACAGCAUUUUAAAAAAUAUUUAUGCCCAUCUGGGGGUAAAUGCGAUUUUGCUAGUGUUAGACAAUAAACCGUUCGAGGAAACCACGUAACGUCCAUGUCUCUAUUUUGUAUAAAGUGACCUUAGAAGAUAAAUUUGACAUUAGAUAAGGAGAGAAGAUCUCUCCGGUCCAAAAGGCCAUAGCAUUUCCCUGGUAUAGUCUCUCCCCACGGUGGGGUUACCCUGAGAGUAUCAACUAGCUGACUUGUUUCCUUCCUCCUUUCAGCAGCAUUCGUUUUAGAUGUAGCUACUGAAACGUCCCCACUCUCCCUGAUCCGCAUUUGUACCUGGCCGGUUUGUAUAAAAUCAAAUACAGGAAAUAAAAUGGAUGGUUUGUACAAA